This is a messenger RNA of Rhinocladiella mackenziei CBS 650.93, 870 nucleotides long. RefSeq lists its product as uncharacterized. The transcript has a single exon. NCBI's taxonomy places the organism in Eukaryota, Fungi, Ascomycota, Eurotiomycetes, Chaetothyriales, Herpotrichiellaceae. The record is from RefSeq and is a predicted model, not a curated record. Gene Ontology annotation, biological process: protein deubiquitination. The coding region runs from base 1 to 870 and encodes 289 amino acids. Gene Ontology annotation, molecular function: cysteine-type deubiquitinase activity.
AUGGAAGAACUCCUAGCCCAGCAUCGCAAAGAAAAGCGUGAUCUGCAGUCCAGAAUCACUCAGAAGAAGAAAAAUGCCACCAAAAGGACGAGAAAGGGCAUCAAUAGCGAAUGUGAAAGACUGGAGAGGGAACUGGCCGAGAAGCAGAAGGCAGAAAUUGAAGCACUAGCACCCACGGACCCGGAUGAACUCGAGACUGCUGCGGAUGGUCUGCAAAUUGACGAACCCAUUGAAGAGAUAAAUGGCGAACCCAGGCAAGAUGCUGGUGACCGGACUCCUUCCAUGGACCGGCCACGACCGAAGAAGCCGAAUCGGCAGAAAGCAAGGCUUGCCCGCAGAGCAGCCGAACAAGAAGCCCAAGCUGCAGCGGCUGCACUAGAGGCAGAAAACUUGCCUGACCUUCGAGAACAAGAAAUCUCCGCCAUGAAGAAACACAUGGAGAGCCAUGGAUUAUCGGAGACCCUCAUCCGGCCAGAUGGGCAUUGCCUUUUUUCCGCGUGCGCGCAUAGCAUGUCUCCUGAAGUCGUCGCUCAAUCAGGCCCAAACAAAGAGCCAUAUCAAAAUGUCAGGUAUGCCGCGGCAGAAUUCAUGGCAGCGCAUCCGGACAAUUUCGAAGCAUUCAUGGAAGAGCCCCUUGAUUCGUAUGUGAAGAAAGUCAGAGAGACGGCGGAAUGGGGAGGACAACUGGAGUUACAAGCCAUUGCGCGAUCAUACAACAUCGACAUCAACGUGCUCCAAGCCGACGGGAGAGUAGAAAAGAUCAGUGCCGGCACCGACCACCAUGGACAGUCCACCACGAUUUGGCUCGCAUACUACCGGCACAGUUUCGGCCUGGGUGAACAUUACAACGCGUUGAAAAAGACGGGAUGA